UCGAAUCGGCAAAAACUAACCGGUUCGAUUCUCAGAGGGACGACUGUACGGAUAACCGAAGAAAGUGAAAUGGCCGCCGGAACCAUAUCUACAACACCUUAAUAGAUUUGAAGCCCGUAAACAUCAUCGGCUGCAUAUUGAAGAUAAUUUUUGAAAUUUUUUUAACGUCAGAUUCAAAUGCUGCGGAAUCCAUUGAUUGAAGUUUUCUCGUCUCGUCUUCUCUUUCUACUUAUACUUUCUAGUGUCUUAGUGCCGGGGAUCGUAGGUAGGGUACUAAAUCUGGGAGUUUCUGCUCCAGCCGUGCAGCUGCAUGUUGAGGAUAAUCGUGUGGAGAUGCAGAAUGGCAUACUGCAACUCACACUAUCAAAUCCUGGGGGAGUUGUCUUGGGAAUCAAAUAUGGCGGAAUUGACAACCUGCUUGAACUGCGUAAUGAAGUAUGGAAUGGAGGGUUCUGGGAUCUUGAUUGGAUCGAAACAGGAAAUCAAGGAAAAAGAGGAGAGUUUGACUCGCUUGAAGGAACAAGCAUGAAGGUCAUAUUGCAAACUGAGGAACAGUUGGAGCUUUCAUUCACAAGGAUAUGGGAUCCCUCGAUGCAGGGAAAGCAAGCCCCAUUAAAUAUAGACAAAAGGUUUAUAGUGCUACGUGGUUGCUCAGGAUUUUACUCAUAUGCCAUUUUUGAACACUUGGAGGACAUGCCUGCUUUCAAUCUUAGUAUUACCAGACUUGCUUUCAUGCUCAACAAAGACAAGUUUCAUUACAUGGCCAUAGCAAAUAACAGGCAGAGGCACAUGCCCCAUCCAGAUGACCGGUUACCAGGAAGAUGCCAAGAAUUGGCCUACCCUGAAGCAGUCCGACUUAUCAAUCCCUUGGAGCCAGAAUUUGAAAAUGAAGUGGAUGACAAGUACCAAUACUCAUGCGAGAACAAGGAUAACCGGGUACACGGGUGGAUAUCCUUUGAACCGCCUGUGGGGUUCUGGCAAAUCACUCCCAGCAAUGAGUUCCGCACUGGUGGACCCUUCAAACAAGACCUAACCUCCCAUGUCAACCCAACUACCCUUGCUAUAUUUGUCACUUCUCAUUAUGCGGGAACAGAUCUUGUAGUAAAAUUUCAAGCUGCUGAGAUUUGGAAAAAAGUUUUUGGGCCAGUUUUUAUCUAUCUUAAUUCUGUAUCGGAUGGAAAUAAUCCACUUUUGCUUUGGGAUGAUGCAAUUGAACAGAUGAAAAUUGAAACCAAAACCUGGCCCUAUAAUUUCCCUGAAUCUGAAGAUUUUCCACGUUAUAGUCAGAGGGGGAAAAUUACUGGUAGAUUACUGGUCCAGGACAGGUACGUAAGUAAGGAAUUUAUACCAGCAAAUGGUGGGUAUGUUGGAUUAGCCCCACCAGGAGAUGCUGGAUCAUGGCAAAGAGAAUCCAAAGGGUACCAAUUCUGGACCACAGCAGCUGAAGGUGGUUAUUUUACUAUUGAGAAUAUACGUGCAGGAAACUAUAAUCUUUAUGCAUCAGUUCCUGGUUUCAUUGGAGAUUACCGAUAUGAUGAUACAAUUACUAUAACUGCAGGCUGUUUAAUUGAUAUGGGUAAUAUUGUGUACGAGCCUCCAAGAAAUGGUCCCACACUCUGGGAAAUUGGGGUUCCUGAUCGUUCAGCUGCAGAAUUCUACAUCCCAGAUCCUAAUCCAAUAUAUGUAAACAAACUGUGUGUAAAUCAUUCUGACAGGUUUAGGCAAUAUGGAUUGUGGGAAAGGUAUGCGGAUUUAUAUCCUGAUGAAGAUUUAACAUACCGGAUUGGUGUUAGCGACUACAGAAAAGAUUGGUUCUUUGUUCAAGUAACCAGAAAAAUAGGUGAGAAGAAAUACAAAGGAACUACAUGGCAAAUCAAGUUUAAACUGGAGAACAUCAAUCGGACUGGAACCUACAAACUCAAACUGGCACUUGCAUCAGCACAUUAUUCUGAGCUGCAGGUUCGGGUUAAUGAUGCAGAAGCAGACCCUUUAUUUUCAAGUGGAGUAAUUGGGAGCGAUAAUGCAAUUGCGAGGCAUGGCAUUCAUGGGCUCUACUGGUGGUUCGACAUAGGUAUAAAUGGUACUCAAUUCAUUCAAGGGGAUAAUACCAUUUACCUAACACAACCAAAGAACUCCAGCCCUUUCCAGGGGAUUAUGUAUGAUUAUAUUCGUUUGGAAGGUUCCCCAGCUUCUUCCUAGCUAGCUGGAAGAGGGUUUGAGAACAUGUUCAUUGGAUAGAUCAUUGGAAAUCUCUAUCAGUAUCUAUAGUAGGACCUUGUUUUUCUGUUUCCGUAUACUUACUCUGAGCUUGUUGCUACCUUGUAUUUUAGGCAGUUAAUUGCAUGUUUUCAGACAGGUUGAGCUCUAACCUAAGGAAAAUUAUAUGUUUGAGAAAAAAUAAUAUGACAUGGCAUAUUUUUACAAUUGUGAAUUACUGUU
Messenger RNA from Diospyros lotus (date-plum), 2439 nucleotides. RefSeq names its product probable rhamnogalacturonate lyase B. The record is from RefSeq and is a predicted model, not a curated record. Lineage: Eukaryota; Viridiplantae; Streptophyta; Magnoliopsida; Ericales; Ebenaceae. The coding region runs from base 178 to 2199 and encodes 673 amino acids. Gene Ontology annotation, molecular function: catalytic activity; carbohydrate binding. The transcript has 15 exons. Gene Ontology annotation, biological process: carbohydrate metabolic process.